Ascoidea rubescens DSM 1968 is the source of this 2084-nucleotide messenger RNA. Its product is annotated as leucine-rich repeat domain-containing protein. The record is from RefSeq and is a predicted model, not a curated record. Lineage: Eukaryota; Fungi; Ascomycota; Saccharomycetes; Ascoideales; Ascoideaceae. Gene Ontology annotation, molecular function: protein binding. The coding region runs from base 1 to 1821 and encodes 606 amino acids. The transcript has 3 exons.
AUGGUUUUAUUAAAAGAUGAUUGCUUUAUACUUAAAAGUUAUUUGAAAUCAUUUACUAAAACGCUAUUUAUUGAUGAUCCAAUUCAUUAUUUUGAGCGCAAGCACACAAGAAGAAUUGAGAAUGCUUAUAAACUUCAAAAAUCUAUUGACCAAUUACUAACAGAGAAUUUGUAUUUUGAUAAUCUGCAAAAUAUCGUUUCUGCUCAAUCAUCUAGUUUGUUCUCACCUCAAUCUUCCAGAAAUGAGGAUUUUUAUAGAGUCCAAAUGGCUAUUCACCAAUAUUUAGCACAGGAUCUUUAUUUUGAGAAUCUUCAAACUAUCACUAUUGUUCAACCAUCUCGUUUCCUCUCACGCGAAUUUUCCCCAGAAGAAACAUUGUUUAACAGCGCCAUGCUUGAAAUUACAAAUAAUUUUUUUAAUCUGUUAAUCUGCAAUCCUAAAUAUUUGAAUGGAAUUCAGUUAUCAGGUUUUAUUGAUGAUACAAACAAGUUGGAGAUAUUGAGAAAUCAACAAUUUAUGAAUUUAGAGCGUCUUGACUUGAGCCUUAAUAUAAUUGAACGAAUUGAUAAUUUAAAUCAUUUCAUUAAUUUAACAAAAUUAUUACUAGAUAACAACAAGAUACAUAUAUUGGAAAACUUAGAAAAUCUUGUUAAUUUAGAAGUAUUAUAUUUAUCACACAACAAUUUAACGAAAAUAGAAAAUUUAGAUUGUUUAACUGGUUUGGAAAAGUUGGACUUAGAUUUUAAUAGUGAGUUAGAAGUUGUUGAGAACUUGGAUAAUUUAAUUAAUUUGAAAUUAAAUAAUCUUAGAGUUUUAGAUCUAUCUAAAAAUAAGAUAACAGAAAUUCCAAUUGAGUUUAAUUGUUUGAGGGACUUGAGAAAAUUAGACUUAUCCUGCAAUCAAAUUGAAAGAAUUGAGAACAUCAAUAAAUUAGAAAAGCUACAUACUUUGUGUAUUUCGAAAAAUGAAAUUAGUAAAUUUGAAAAUUUGAACAUUAAUCUAGAGGUUUGUGAGAUAAAUGGUAAUAAGGUUACAAAUAUUGAAAAUUUAGAUCAGUUGGUCAAUCUAAAACUACUUUCGUUAGAAGGUAAUGAAAUCAAAAAGCUUGAGAAUUUGGAUAAAUUGACAAAUCUUGAACAAUUAUCAGUUAGAGAAAAUCAAAUCACAAAACUUGAGAAUUUGAAUAAACUAAUCAAUUUAAAAGAACUAUCACUAUAUGGAAAUAAAAUUGGAAAAAUCGAAAAUUUGAACAAGUUGAGUAACCUCACUGUACUUGAUUUACGUAGUUGCGAUAUCAGUGAAAUUGAUAACUUGAAAGAGUUGAAUCUUGAAGGGUUGAAAAAGUUAACUGACUUAGAUUUAAGAAGGAACGCAAUUACAAAAAUUGAGGGACUCGAUGAAUUAAUUAAUUUGGAACUGUUGGUGUUAACUAGAAAUUGUAUUAGUAAAAUUGAGAAUUUGAAUAGCUUACAAAAGCUAAAAUAUCUUUAUUUAAAUGAUAAUGAGAUUGAAACCAUCGAUAAUAUUUUUAUUUCACAAUGGCUAACUGUGGUGCUAAUUCGAAAUCCCAUCACUGCAGUUGGGCAAAGAUGUAUAGAUGAAUUGGACAAGUUUCAUAAUGGUUUUAUGGAAAUUAUUAUCUUUGAAGACUUAGAUGAUCUAGAGGCUUCAAUUUCAGCCCAACUAGAUGCGAUUAUUCAGCGAUUCGGCAAUUUCUUUUGGGUUGGGGACAGUGAGGACAGUGAGGACUUAUAUUUAAGUUGUUUAUAUGACAGUGAGGACGGAUGUUUAAAUUUUUUAUAUAGGUCUGAUUCAGAAUAACUAAGUAAAAUGAAAUUUAAAUUGUUUGGUUUUCUAAUGGCAAUUAAAUCGUCUGCUGUGCAAAGUACUUUACCAUAUUAUUUAUUUUCAAAGAUUAGUUUUGCAAUUGAUGAUUGAGGGAACUUAGUAAGCAAUGUUGAGAGUUGGUACACGUGAUUACGAAUUCAGUAAGUAUAUAGAUUAGUUGCCUUUAUGUAUCCUUACUUCUAAGGGAGAUGGAGUGGUGUGCAAUAAGAUAGUUAGGUGUAACUAAAGGGACUGUG